Messenger RNA from Symbiodinium necroappetens, 1203 nucleotides. NCBI's taxonomy places the organism in Eukaryota, Dinophyceae, Suessiales, Symbiodiniaceae. The record is from the annotation of a GenBank genome assembly.
AUGCCAGACGAAUACCCAGAUCAUUCCAAAGAACCUCAAGCACUCCCGGGUUCAGUUAGACUCGCCCGCGUGUUGGGCAUCGAUAUUCGGCUGCACAUAACGGUAGUGGUGAUCUUCGCGUUGAUCGUCACCAGCCUGGCUGCGAACAUUUUUCCCCAAUGGCAUCCUGAGUGGAGUACCACACAAAACUGGACUGCAGGCUUCACCGCCGCAAUUUUAUUCUUCGUGUCGUUACUCAUCCAUGAAAUGGCCCAUUCCGUAGUGGCGCGCCGCUGCGGCAUCAAAAUCACAGCGAUCACGCUGUUUAUCUUUGGUGGGGUGGCGGAAAUGAAAGGCGAACCCAACUCACCUAAAGACGAAUUUUUGAUAGCCGGUGCCGGACCACUGGCCAGUUUUUUCCUGGCCUUUGCAUUUGGCAUCCUCUUCAGUUUAUUUGUAGCGGAUCCUCAGGCACUGCUUAGUGAGAAUGACAGCAUGGACCUAGCCAACGUAUCUGCUACGGCGACUGUCUUCAUGUGGCUGUCCUCAAUCAAUUUCAUGCUGGCAGUGUUCAACCUGCUGCCAGGUUUUCCCAUGGAUGGCGGCCGCCUGUUUCGCGCCGCGCUCUGGUGGCGUACCGGCGAUCUUAUGCAGGCCACUCAACUGGCAGCGCGGGUGGGAAGUGGUUUUGGCUGGGUGUUCAUAGGUCUGGGUGCUAUGCAGGUGUUCAGCGGGAAUACCAUCAAUGGUUUCUGGCUGGUACUUAUCGGCUGGUUCAUUCGCAGAUUAGCCCUGUCCAGUGUCGCCAGCCUCAUCCUCGACCAGGCUCUGCGCGGUUUUGACGUCCGCGCUAUUAUGCGUACCCGUUUCGAUAAGGUGCCUGCUGAGACGCCUGUACGCGGCUUCAUCGAAGACUAUUUUCUGCGCAGCAAUCAGCAGGUAUGGCCGGUUUCCCGAAACGAGGUCGACGAGGGUUACGUGAUGGCGCAGAGUUUCAACCUGGAAAAUACAGCGUUGGAAGAUGCCACUGGCACCGUCGAUCAACACAUGCAGCCGCUUGAUCAGGCGCACUCUAUCAAUCCGGAUAUCAGCGCCAAAGACGCUUUCGAACGACUCGCCAGGCACCCUUACCCGCUGCCUGUGGUCGAAAACGGACGUGUCAUAGGUAUCAUCCACCAUGCUGAUAUAUUGCGUUGGUUCUCUUUUCACAAAAUCGCAAGUUAA